Myotis lucifugus (little brown bat) is the source of this 4667-nucleotide messenger RNA. RefSeq names its product zinc finger protein 740 (gene ZNF740). Gene Ontology annotation, molecular function: RNA polymerase II cis-regulatory region sequence-specific DNA binding; DNA-binding transcription factor activity, RNA polymerase II-specific. The record is from RefSeq and is a predicted model, not a curated record. Gene Ontology annotation, cellular component: nucleus. Lineage: Eukaryota; Metazoa; Chordata; Mammalia; Chiroptera; Vespertilionidae. The transcript is spliced from 7 exons. Gene Ontology annotation, biological process: regulation of transcription by RNA polymerase II. Bases 908 to 1489 code for a protein of 193 amino acids.
AGGGAGGAAAGCGCAGCGCGAGUCCUCGCAUGCCUGCCUUCCACCUCCGCAGUGAGUUUCUGCGCCUUCGGGCGGAUUCGGAGAAGGCGCGCGCGUGGCCCGGCCGGGGUGCACGCUGCCAGUCUGGUUUCUGCCUCCUGCACCCAAGUGCCCAGUGGCAGCCCCUGAGUUUCUCUCCACCGCAGUUCUGGCCACCUUAACAGAGCUUCGCGGAUGGCCCACUCCGCACAAAAGCCCCUUCAGGGCCUCCGCUCCCUUCUUCCAUUCCUCAGGUCGCAAAUGCGAGCGUUUGGCCAGUUGCGGUCCCUCCACAAGGGACCCCGGUUACUUUUGCUCUUCUUGACUGUCCCCUCCCCCCUUCCCAAGAGACCAGUUUCUUCUCGGCCUAGAAAGAAAGUUUCAGGUUUCUGAAACAGAUCGCGAACUUCGUCGAGAAAAUUCAGUUGGAACAUCAAGACUGGCACACUCCUUUUCCUCAGACAAUAGGCAGGAGCCAGCCAGAGCCCAGGAAUUCUUGAAACACCUCUCUUCCAUUUGGAGGACACUAAGUUUUAUUUGACGACAAAGGCAGUUCAAUAUGGCAGCAGGACUGAAGGGACACGAAGGAGUUGUUACAGUGAUUUGGUGACAGUUCUUCCAACAACAGUGUCUUAAGGGAAGGUGGAUCAAGAAAACCCAGAACUUUGGGGUUGCAUUGAGAACUCGGCAUGGCUCAGGUAAAAAGCUCUAGAGUCCUCCUCCUUCAAGAUAACUGGGAAGCGUGUUUGCAGUUUCGCUCUUAAAUGCUGCCUUAGUCAACAUACUGACCAACCCAGUGAGCCAAGCUCUGUAUUAAGCACCAGGGGGAGAUCUAGAGGAAGGAAAGGAGACAGGCCACAGCCCCUGCCUUCAGGGAGUUUCCAGUCAAAUGAAGGAGGCAAGUCUCCUGGCUUGUGAAGGCCUAGCAGGUGUGAGUUUGGUUCCCACUGCAGCCAGCAAGAAGAUGAUGCUGAGCCAGAUUGCCAGCAAGCAGGCCGAGAACGGAGAGCGGGCAGGUAGCCCUGAUGUGCUGAGGUGCUCCAGUCAGGGCCACCGAAAAGACAGCGAUAAGUCCCGGAGCCGCAAAGAUGAAGACAGCUUGGCUGAGGCCUCUCAUUCAAAAAAGACUGUUAAAAAGGUUGUAGUAGUGGAACAAAAUGGUUCUUUUCAAGUAAAGAUUCCCAAAAAUUUUGUUUGUGAACACUGCUUUGGAGCCUUUCGGAGCAGUUACCACCUCAAGAGGCACAUCCUUAUUCAUACCGGUGAGAAGCCAUUUGAGUGUGAUGUAUGUGAUAUGCGCUUCAUUCAGAAGUACCACUUGGAGCGUCACAAGCGUGUGCACAGUGGUGAAAAGCCCUACCAGUGUGAACGGUGUCAUCAGUGUUUUUCUCGGACAGAUCGAUUACUCAGACACAAACGGAUGUGCCAAGGGUGCCAGUCCAAGACUUCCGACGGGCAGUUUUCUCUAUAGGCGCAAGGGGCCCUGGGUGGUGGGAGUGAUGAGAAGAAUCUACCGAAGAACACACCCUCCUCUGGUCUGACGGUCCCACCACCACCCCGUGUGUACCUGUCCCCUCCUGGAGGAGUGGACCUAGGAGACCAGAAGAGUGCAUCAGGGGACAACAGCCCCAGAGCCUCAGCUCUGUAAAUAAUCUGAGACUAUGAGUAUCUCGGGGAAGUUCCUACAGCAUUCCUGGGCAGGAAAGCUAGUCCCUGGACCCUUGGCUGAGGUCAUAGGUGGGGGACUCAAGGUACAGGACCAAGACUGAAAUGUGGCUCCCACAACCUUGGACUCCAACUGGCAGCUGAAAUGAAAAAGAUUGGGAGAGGGAUUUGUUUAUUUGUUUGUCCUGUUCUUAUUUUUGUUUAUCCAAAAGCAAUUUCAGCAGGUACACUGUGGAUACAGGUAAUCUGGAGGUAUAGAACCAUGGCCACGGGGACGAUGGGUGGUCCAGCCCUCCAGAAUUGAGUUUUUAGUUGCAAUUGAUCCUCAGUGUUCCACAGCCCUGCCCCUUACCUCCUGUUUGAAGGAGAAUAGGAUCAGGGAUGGCAGCUGAGCUUACUUUGGCUUCCUUAUACACUGUAGGGACAAAAGGAAGAACAGUAGGAGGAGCAGACGAGGGCUGGAUCCAAGAAGAGUUGACAGGUACCUGUUAUUUCCUCUGGGGAAGAGUAAGAGUUGUGCCCAUGGAUGUUGUAAUGAACCAUGCCACACUGGUACCUAAUGGGGUCAGCCUAAGUGCCUUUUGGAGGAAACUUGGGUGACAGUGGCUCAUGAAGCCCUUUCCUUCUCUCUUUGGGCAGUUGACCUUGGAAAUAGUCUGUGGCUACCUCGCUGCCAUUGAUUCCUAAGCCAAACAGGGUUGUUGAGCCAGGGAGUCAUGGAUAUCAAAGUAGUUCUUCCUCCUUGUGCCCUCUUUGGAACCACCCAAGACUAGUCCUAAGUUGAGUAACAGCUGUUCAGGAAACAAAGGAAUUUGGUGUCCCUUGACAUGACAGUUGAGCAGUGUGAGCUGUUCUCUCUGCCCAAGUCCUAUCACUGUAUUCAGGUAGAGGAGAUAGGGGUCUGGCCUUUGGUCCCAAAGAACAAGAUCUUGGCUUCCUUCUUGAUGGCCAUCCCUACCCAACAAAGAAUUGGGGGGAGUAGAAGAGCUGCAGAGAAAGGACUGAGGAUGAAACCUAAUGUAGGUUUUAUUCUUAACCAUACUCUUUGCUUCUCUCUGCUCCCAACACCAUCAUCCUAUCCACCCUCAAAAAAAUGAUCUGGGGUGUGUGUGUGUGAGUGUUGGUGUUUGUGUGCUUGGAGACGGCAUAUUAUUGAGCCAGGCUCUUCUCUGGCCUCUGCACAGGGGAGGAUGAGCAUGAAACAGCCUCCCCCGCCCCAAACCUGAGGGUGUGUAAGGUUCCAGCAGGACCUGAGAAACUCAAUUUAGGGAACGGGAGGGCUUUGUUUUGGAGGUGUUUUUGUUUUGUUUUUGUUUUUAGAUUGAUUCAACAGAGUGGGGGUUAGAUGUUUCUAACUUAUGCCAGGAGCUUGUGAACGUGAAUUUUCUAAAGUGAAAUGAAAAGCCCUCUUCCUGCUAAGGAAAGGAUCCUUAUGGAAGGCCUGGGGUUUGUGGCCUGUGUUCUGUGGCCUGCCCUGACCUGUGGAAUGAGGAGUAAUCAUGGAGACUUGAUGAACCUGACCAAGCUGUCAGUGGGGAUCCUAUGGCCUCUAGGAAAUGUGAGUUCUUUCCCAGAAAGUGUAGGGAACAGCAGCAACAUACUCCUGGCUGUUACCUAUUCUGGAAGAGAGCAUGGGGGAGUGGGGCAGCCCUCUGUACCUCGGAGGUGUGAGGAUCUCAGGGAAAGAGGAAAGGGGCAUGACACCUUUUAGGUUUUUCCUGAGAGCAUCUGAGAUCCUUUGGGGAGACCUUGGGGAUGUGUGUGCCGCCCUGUGCUUUAGGCUGGCACUCCCAGGGGUUGUGUCAGAAUCGCCCUGUGGCCCCUGUGAGGGCAUUUUUCUGCAUGUGAGCCAGCCCCUUCCUGGGAGAGUGCUCUGCUCAGGCUGGAAUUUGUCUAUUGUUCGCCUCUGGGAAUAUGUUCUGGGAAGGAGGAUACGUUUAGAAAAUUGUCCUCCCAAGAGCGCUUUUGAAAAUGGGAGGCCUCGCUCCCUGCCACUGGGUUGUGGGUUGGGGUGGGUGGGUGUGGAGAGAAGCACGUGAGUGAUCCAUGCCCCUAUGUGUGUGAAUGUGUGUUUAGGUCAGGAUGUGCCCUAGCCCCGACAGGCCUCACUUCCUGCCUGAGGGGGUGGGAGAGGGGAAAUUAAGUGGAUAUGUAGAGCCAUACCAGAACCACCCCUGCCAACGCCUGGGUGUGGGGGAGACCCAGGAGCAGGGGGUUAGUUUGGUUGUCCAGGUGCUGAUGUUCUGGGGCCAUGGAUGUAUAAGGAGAGGGAAGCAAAGAGGUGAAAGGAGUGAUUUAGCGCCCGUGGGGGGGUGGGCAGGAGCCCCACUUAUCCCCCAGGGAAACCAUAGACUAAGACCGCGGCAAAGGCUCCUGGGCCCAACACCCCACCCUUUGUUUGCUGGGAUGGGGUCUAGCACUGGAAAGAUGCCUCAGGUGUGUUUGGAGUGAAGGGAAAGGGAGAUAGGGCAGGCUCUCAGAGACCAGGCUGUGGAAUUGGACCCGGGAAAGAGUAGCCCCAGUUCCUGGGUGAACUGCUAUACCAAGCCCUACCAGCCCUGCCCUUCCCAGCACCCCAAGUCUUUUUCGUCCACCCCCAACAGCCUCUUGUCAUCACUUAGCUACUGAUUGUGCCCCACGGCUUGACAUCGGAGGGUUAAGAGACACAGAGUCCCGCCACGACUUUUACUAGUAACCCUCUCCUCAGACUCUGCCUCUGCUGUAGCUCUGGGGCUUUUAUCUUAAUCCCUCCUACCUGCCUCACCACCCACCCUCUCUCUCUCUCUCUCUCUCUCUUUUUUUUAAUAUACUUAUUUUGCUAUGGGGGGUGGGGAAUAUCAAAUGAACAAGAUCACUUUUAAAUGGUAGUUUUUAUAAGAUGUUAUAAACUUGUAUCUUUUUACCAUUAAAGUGCAGUGUAUGUUCCUUCGUGAUAUAUUUAGGAUAUUUAAAUAAAAAGAAAAUGGGGCUUUUUUUACAUACUA